AUGGCGCCGUUGCCGGAUAUAAUUGUUGAGAUAGGCCAAAGACUUGAAUGGUUAAAGAGCAACACUUUUGAGAAUUAUGUAUCAGCUAGUGCCCAGACUAGUCGUGUAGAAGAGGACAAUAGUUCUUCUAGUUCAGCGAGUGUAGAUUCUUUCGAUAACUCUAAUUCUGACAGAGAAGAAGAGAUGGCUGGCAAUAAUGAUGACAACCGAGCUUUGGAAGAUUAUGCUCAACUGGGACUGAGUGAAGCAAAUAUGAGGAUGAGGGUUUUUCCUUAUACAUUGAAAGAUAGAGCAAAGGGUUGGCUAAUGACUUUAGCACCUGGUUCGCUCACCACUUGGGAUGCCAUAGCUAAGAAAUUUUUGGCGAAGUUUUUCUCUACUCAAAAGACAGCUACUUUGAGAGGGCAAAUCUUUAACUUUAAACAAUAUGAUGGAGAACCUUUCAAUGAAUGUUGGGAGUGUUUCAAAGGGCUGUUGCUACAAUGUCCACAUCAUGGGUUACCUCUUUACUUACAAAUGCAAAUAUUUUAUGAUGGACUAACCCAAACAUGUCAAUCGACUAUUGAUAAUGCAGCAGGUGGAGCUUUGAAGAAAAAAAAAGCUCAAGAGUCAUAUAACAUUUAUGAGAUGUUGGGAUCUAACCCUGGUUGGAGUGAUCAUCCCAAUCUCUCAUGA
This is a messenger RNA of Prunus armeniaca (apricot), 675 nucleotides long. NCBI's taxonomy places the organism in Eukaryota, Viridiplantae, Streptophyta, Magnoliopsida, Rosales, Rosaceae. The record is from the annotation of a GenBank genome assembly.